AAUAAGGUCGGUCGAUGUCGUCGCCGUUGUCGUCGCCAUCGCGUUGUCUGAGAUGCGAUCAUCGAUCGAAUCGCGCCACGGUGUACAGCGGCCACGCUCGACGAGGAUUUAUCGGCGCGGCAGAUAGCGACGUAUGAGAGGAGAGCGGCUCGAUGAGAAGUGCGGUCUUCGUUCCCGACGAUCGCGGAGGAACGUUUGACCCGCCGGUUUUCCACUGUGAAUCGUCAUGAGACGGCGUAAUAAUGGUUGCUGCUGCCAGAGCAGCAGAAGGAUCGGUCGUGGCGGAUGCAACGACACGGAGGGGAGCGAACCGCCCGUAUGGUGUAUUUACGCGACGGUCGCUUUGGUCGCUGUCGCUUGUUACUUGAACGCGUUAGGUGGUGAUUUCGUGCACGACGAUAUACCCGCGGUGGUGAGGAACAAGGACGUGCUCGCUCAAACCCCUUUGACCACCCUCCUGAAGAACGAUUUUUGGGGCACGCCUAUGCGCGACGUUAACAGCCAUAAGAGCUACAGACCGUUCACGACGUUAACGUUUCGGUUAAAUUACUUGAUGUCGGGAUUAACGACAAGCUGGUAUCACGCAACGAAUAUUGCCCUACACGCCAUUGCAUGCGUUUUGGUCACAAAGGUGAGCCUAGCGGUAGCAUCAUUGCGUCCAGGAUUUGCUGCCUUGACAGGCUUGCUGUUUGCUGCUCAUCCUGUACAUACUGAAGCG
Apis laboriosa (Himalayan honeybee) is the source of this 718-nucleotide messenger RNA. RefSeq names its product protein O-mannosyl-transferase TMTC3-like. Gene Ontology annotation, biological process: protein O-linked glycosylation via mannose. The record is from RefSeq and is a predicted model, not a curated record. The annotation marks the transcript as partial. Lineage: Eukaryota; Metazoa; Arthropoda; Insecta; Hymenoptera; Apidae. The transcript has 2 exons. Gene Ontology annotation, molecular function: mannosyltransferase activity.